Molecule: messenger RNA, 3807 nt
Organism: Equus quagga
Lineage: Eukaryota; Metazoa; Chordata; Mammalia; Perissodactyla; Equidae
Gene: RPGRIP1
Product: RPGR interacting protein 1
Exons: 24
Coding region: 1-3807 (1268 amino acids)
Biological process (GO): retinal rod cell development; non-motile cilium assembly
Cellular component (GO): photoreceptor connecting cilium
Molecular function (GO): thromboxane A2 receptor binding
Source: RefSeq, a predicted model, not a curated record
AUGGUCACUAUUUACAGUUCAUCCUCUCCAAAUUUAAUCAGAGGUAAGAAUAUGAAAACUCAACCACCCUUGAGCAGGAUGAGCCGGGAAGAACUGGAGGACAGUUUGUUUCGUCUUCGUGAAGAGCACUUGUUGGUGAAGGAGCUUUCUUGGAAGCAACAGGAUGAGAUCAAAAGGAUGAGGACAGCCUUGCUCCGGUUGACCGCUGCGGGCCGGUACCCCAGGGCAGAGGUGGCGGCGGUGGAGCAGCUCUCGGAGCCCGCAAGGCAGAGUUGGAGCGCAGGGUGGCGGCAGCGACCCCACAAGCACCAGCGUCCCCUAACGCACGGGCUGCAGCUGCAGUUCCAGCGCGUCGGUCCCCCUGUCCCCCGCCGCCCCCAGCCUCGUGUCCCUGUGGGACACAGACAGCUCCACACCGCCGGUGCGCGGGUGCCGGAGAAACCCAAGACGGAGCCAAGGGGCAGACUGAGCUACACAGCCCCUCCCACUUUCAAGGAACAUGAGACACAUGAGAAAAACAGAGGUGAAAUAUCCAGAGAACCCUGUGAACUUGUUUCUAAUUCUAACAGUAUAAUUUUUUUCAGAAAAGUCAUAAUUAUAACUAAACUCAUUGGUCUAUGCAUGCCUAACAGUGCCCACAUUAUGACCAGCAAUACUAUGCAAGUGGAGGAACCACCUAAGUCUCCUGAGAAAAUGUGGUCCAAAGAUGAAAAUUUUGAACACAGAAGCUCUUUUGAGUGUGCUCAGAAGGCCACAGAGCUUCGAGCUUCCAUUAAGGAAAAUAUAGAGCUGAUUCGACUUAAGAAGCUCUUACAUGAAAGGAAUACCUUAUUGGUAGUGACAAAAACACAAUUAACAGAAGUUCAAGAGGCAUAUGAAACUCUGCUCCAGAAGAAUCAGGGAAUUCUGGGUACAGCCCAUGAUGCCCUCCUUAGCCAAGUGAAUGAGCUCAGGGCAGAGCUGAAGGAGGAGAGCAAGAAGGCUGUGAGCUUGAAGAGCCAACUGGAAGACGUGUCCAUCCUGCAGACAACACUGAAGGAGUUUCAGGAGAGAAUUGAAGAUUUGGAAAAAGAACGACAGUUGCUGAAUGACAAUUAUGACACACUGUUAGAAAACAUGCUGGACAGCAGUAACCAGCCUCACUGGAGCAGUGAGCUCGUAGGAGAACAGCUACAGCAGAAAGUCUCUCAGUUGCAGGAUAAGCUGGAUGCUGAGCUGGAGGAGAAGAGAGAAGUCUUACUUCAACUGUCCAGAGAGAAAGCUCAAAACAACGAUCUGAAGCUUGAAGUUGCAAACCUGCUUCAAAAGCAUAAACAGGAAAUAGAGAUCCUCCAAAAUAAAGACACCAUUUCCCAGUCUCCUGACAGGCAAUCGGAACCAGCCACUCACCCGGCUCUAUUCCAAGAGACCACUCAGAUAGAGCCCUGUGAACCAAAAAACCAAGAAGAAAGCAAACUGUCUCAGAUGUUAAGUGAGUUGCAAGUAUUGCAUGCAGAGACCACACUGGAACUAGAAAAGACCAGAGACAUGCUUAUUCUACAGCGCAAAAUCAACGUGUGUUAUCAGGAGGAACUGGAGGCAGUGGUGACAAAAGCCGAUAAUGAAAAUAAAGAUCACAAAGAAAAACUAGAGAGGUUGAAUCAACUCCUAGACCUCAAGAACAGACGUAUCAAUCAGCUGGAAGGUAUUUUAAGAAGCCAUGGCCUUCCAAUAUCUGAACAGUUCAAAGAUGUGGCUUAUGGCACCCGACAGUUGUCAUUAUGUCUGGAUACACUGCCAGCCCAUGGAGAUGAGGAUAAAGUGAACAUUUCUCUACUGCAUCAGAGUGAGAAUCUUUUUGAACUGCACAUCCACCAGGCCUUCCUGACAUCUGCCGCCCUGGCUCAGGCUGGAGACACCAAACCCACCACUUUUUGCACCUAUUCCUUCUAUGAUUUUGAAACCCACUGUACCCCACUAGCUGUGGGGCCACAGCCCCUCUAUGACUUUACCUCCCAGUAUGUGGUGGAGACAGAUUCCCUUUUCAUGCACUACCUUCAAGGGGCUUCAGCUCGGCUUGAUCUACACCAGGCUAUAGCCAGCGAGCACUACACCCUUGCAGCCGGAUGGAUUUGCUUUGACAGGGUGCUGGCGACUGUGGAGAAAGUCCAUGGCUCUGCCACACUUACUGGAGCUGGUGGAGAAGACUUCGGGGUGCUAGAGUACUGGAUGAAGCUGCGCUUCCCCAUAAGAUCCACCCUACAGGCAUGCAAUAAGCGAAGGAAAGCCCAGGCCUACCUCUCAACCAAUGUGCUUGGAGCCUGGGAGGCCCAGGAGGGUGAGUUUAGAUCAAAGACUUGGAAGCAUCAGAAUGAGCUGCGAGUGGAAAUCAUCAGGUGCCGUGGUCUCCGGAGUCGAUGGCUGGGAACCCAACCCAGUCCUUAUGCCAUGUACCGCUUCUUCACCUUUUCUGACCAUGACACUGCCAUCAUUCCAGCCAGUAACGAUCCCUACUUUAGAGACCAGGCUCGAUUCCCAGUUCUUAUGACCUCUGACCUGGAUCAAUAUCUGAGGUGGGAGGCCCUAUCUGUGUACGUUUUUGAUGAUGAAGACCCAGAGCCUGGCUCAUACCUUGGCCAAGUCCAAGUGCCCUUGCUUCCUCUUGCGCAAAACAAGUCCAUUAAAGGUGAUUUUAAUCUCACUGACCCUGCGGGGAAACCCAAUGGAUCUGUGGAGUUGCAACUAGAUUGGAAGUCUUCCUACCUACCCCCGGAGAGCUUCCUGAAACCAGAAGGUCAGAGUGAGGAGAACUACACCAAGCACAGUGUAGAGAUCUCACCUGAAGAGGCUCCCUUUCCUCCCCAGGACCAGAGGGCAUCUGCUGAGAUUCCCAUUGAAGCUGGCCAGUAUCAAGCUAGGAGAAAAUCUCAGGUGGGAGAAAGGAAGGAAACGGAACACCAGGUCACAAGCUACUCAAGAAGAAAACAUGGCAAAAGAACAGGUAUCCAAGGGAAGAACAGAAUGGAGUAUCUUAGUCGUAACAUCUUAAAUGGAAAUACACUGCAGCAAGUGAACUACACUGAAUGGAAGUUCUCAGGGCUUAAGAUCUCCAUAGAUGAUGGUUUAAAAAAUCAGCAAAAGGAAGAGGAAAUGACAUCAUCCGAUUCAGGACUGAUGCAGAAGGAAGCCCUACAUCCUGUAAAUGACAAAGAAUCCUGCGAACAAGCUUCUGAAGUCAGUGAAGCACAAACUACAGACAGUGACGAAAUAGUGACACCCGUAUCUCAGAAAUGUCCUAAGGCAAAGUCAGAGAAGAUGUGCAUUGAAAUUGUCUCCCUGGCCUUCAACCCAGAGGCUGAAGUGAUGUACGAUGAGAACAUAAAGCAGGUGUACGUGGAGUACAAGUUCUACGAUUUACCCUUGUCAGAGACGGAGACUCCAGUAUCCCUGAGGAAACCGAGGGCCGGAGAGGAGAUCCACUUCCACUUUAGCAAGGUGAUAGACCUGGACCCACUGGAGCAAAAAGGCCGAAGGCAAUUUCUGUUCGCUAUGCUGAAGGGACAAGAUCCUGAGCAAGGACAUUUAAAGUUUACGGUGGUUAGUGAUCCCAUGGAUGAGGAAAAGAAAGAAUGUCAAGAAGUAGGAUAUGCGUAUCUGGAGCUGUGGCAGAUCAUGGAAUCAGGAAGAGACAUUCCAGAGCAAGAGCUAGACAUUGUUAGCCCUGAAGAUCGGGCUACCCCAAUAGGAAGGCUGAAGGUGUCCCUUCAAGCUGCUGCUGCCCUCCAUGCUAUUUACAAGGAGAUGACUGAAGAUUUUUUCAUGACGUAA